Messenger RNA from Notolabrus celidotus (New Zealand spotty), 2862 nucleotides. It is a transcript of the gene n4bp3, whose product is annotated as NEDD4 binding protein 3. Lineage: Eukaryota; Metazoa; Chordata; Actinopteri; Labriformes; Labridae. The transcript has 10 exons. The record is from RefSeq and is a predicted model, not a curated record. The coding region runs from base 351 to 2306 and encodes 651 amino acids. Gene Ontology annotation, cellular component: cytoplasmic vesicle.
GUUCCUCUUCCGGACCUGAUCUAUGUCAGUCCAGUCACCGGGGAACAGGCACCACAUGUUCUCCAGCCUCUCGUGUUCCCUCUGACUCUACUCUGCGCUGUUCAAACCUUCGAGAGGGAAAAGAAACAGUCUCAGAGUGCUUCUGUCUCUGCACACCGCCAGCUGCUCUGAUCCCGGUCUGCUGCUCCGCUCUAAGUCCUGGAAAAUAUCCUGUGGAGCCACGUAAACGCACUUUGUUUCAUUAUAUAACCAGCGAGAGACCAAACUGCUGCAGAGAACCAGAGCUGGUCCGAGAGAUGUCCUGCAUGCAGAACAUGAGCGAUUCAGCCCCCAACAGAGCCCUGUAACCAAUGGCAACCUCAGUCCAGACUCUUCCUCUGACCCGUGGUCCCACCAAAAACUUCCGAAACCCCUUCCCAGCCCCACCCCUCUCCUCACGUUGCGGCAUGGGAAGCGUAGGCAGCCUGGUGGAACGUCCAGAUGUGUCUCCGACUAAAAGCAGCUGCGCGGUGCCUCAGGUGAGACCCAAACAGACCAACGGCCUCCUGAAGAAAGGGUUCACCCAGAGAGAGCUUCUCAACUACCUCAACAUCACCAGUUACUCUGCUUGUAACAGGAAAGAGCCUAAAGCAAGCCAAAGCAGUGAAGGCCAGAAGGACAUCAUCUCUGGCCUCGGCUCCUCAAGUGGCCGAGAGGAGGAGAACUUAUAUGCCAAGGUGUACAAUAAAGACGGCACUGAAGUAGAUUUGACAAAAAAUUCACUGCCGAGUUCCGGCAAGUAUGAGAAGGCUCGUUUUCGGUCCUCUGCCUUCAAGCCUGUCACUCCCAAAAAUUUCAGCUCCAUGCAAAACCUCUAUCCGUCCUCGAAGUCUGAGGAUGCGGACCAUGGCCUGUCCAAUGGGCUGCACAGAGCUUACGCCCAUGUCCCUAAAGCUGUCUCCACCUCCUCCUCCUCUUCCUCACCAUCCCGUCACGGAGGACCAACAUCCAGUGGUAACAAGGCCGUCUCCUCUGUGCGUGGGAUGAGCCAGGAGGAUGAUAACCUGUCAGACUCAGGCCAUAACUCCAUGAGCAGCCUGCCACCGUACCGUCCUCCAUUCCGCCCACACCUGGCUCACAUCAGUGCAUCAAUGGGCCACAUCAACACCAUUGGCUCCCUGGACCGAACCUCUCUGAGCCCAAAGAUUGUAGGGUCAGGGGGCGUGCCCAUAGGAGAGAUGGCCUGUCGGAGCAUGGCAACUCUGAGUCGUCUGGCGCCAUACGGAGGAGAGGCUCCGCCUCCUUAUGAAUGGACACUCUCUCUGUCUGUUGAGGAAGUGGUCCGUGAUCUUGAAGAGCGCCUUGUGGAGAAAGAACAUGAGCUGAAACAGAUGAAAAGAAACCUGGAUGAGAGUGAGGGAGCCAUCGCUCAGGUGUUUGAAGGCAAACAGCGUCUAUGGGAAAAGGAAGUGGAGGAGCUCAAACGCCUGUAUGCUGCCAAGCUGCGUCAGGUUUCCCAGCAUGCACAGCGUUCUCAGCGAAACCUGCAGUUGCAGCUGUUUAAGGCCCAACAGGAGAAGAAUAGAAUACAAGAGGAGCUCGAUGGCCUGAAGAGGGAAAGGAGCCAGGAAGUUGGAGCCAUGAUGAAGCCAACUAGCCCCACUCUGGAAGAGACACAGUGGGAGGUUUGCCAGAAGUCAGGGGAGAUCUCCUUGUUGAAGCAGCAGCUGAGGGACUCCCAGGCAGAGGUGACCCAGAAACUGAGUGAGCUCUUCCAGCUGAAGACGCAGCUAAGGGAGACGCGCACAGAGCUACGCAACAGGGAGGGCCAGAUAGAUGCUCUGAAACUGGUCCUGCAGGGGACCCAACGGCGCAGAGUCCUCUCCCAGAACGCACAUGAUGAUGAAAAAGUAUCUGAAGAGAGUUCCUCAGCUGGGGCGACAGGAGGAUGCGGGGGCCCUACAGAAGAGCGUCUGCGUGCUGAGCUCCUGCUGGAGCGACGCCAGAGCGAGGCCCAGGCCAUGGCUUUUGAGGAAGAGAGAAAGACAUGGCAGACAGAAAAGGAUAAGGUCAUCCGCUACCAGAAGGAGCUGCAGGCCAGCUACUUGGACAUGUAUUACCGCAAUGAAGAGUUGGAGAGGGAGUUGCACCAGCUGAGUGUAGGCAGAGAGCGAGGAGGGGGAGGAGCAGGGGGAGGAGGAAGCAGAAAUGGGACACUGGAAAAAGAAGAACCAGAGCUGAGGAGUGAGAGAGAGGAUGAUAAACAAGAGGACAGACCUGCCUCUGGUUUGCCCUGGAUAGAGAGAAUUGAAUCAUCAGAAAUUUGAAUGUGACUGAUUUGCAAUGCAAACUGUUUGCUCCAUGUAGUGUGGUUUCUAUGGAAGCUAGCAAUAGGCUGAAAGGUAUCUCAAUGAAAUACGAAAGUAAGUCAAAAUUACGAGAUAAGACAGAAAAAGAUACAGAGACAGAACUAUGGAAAUUUGUUUGACGAGCCAAAAUUGUUAGACAUCAAUAAUUUAAUGUAAAGGGGUAGAACUUUGAUUUACAAGCCAAAAUGUUAACCAAAUGAAUGUAAAAUGGUAACAUUCUGAAAGGAAGUAUGAGGUAACAAAUCAAACUUUGGUCUACUAUGAUGAAGAGCAACAAAGUCAGUGAUAAGAGACACUAUGUUCAAACUGAAACAUUUCAUGAGUACUUCUAUUUCAUCACAGGAAACAUUCAUUUUGUUUCUUUUCCUGGUGAAAAAAUUGGUUUAAAUGGUUCCUCUCCCUUUGCUACUCUCUGCCCACGCACCCUCGUUGAUUGUUUCAUGCCCUUAUCCUGCAAAGACCGGACCACACUAACCUGCGGAGCACAAUAAAACUGAGGAUGGCUGCACAGAAA